CUCUGACAGUCCUACUCCUACUUAUGAUUCUAAUACCCAUAAAGAAAUUGAUAAAUUGUAUCUAGAAACUAGUCAUAUAAGAAACUAUAAGUAUACGAUUACAAUAUUGCAGCAACAGUUGCAAGAACAAGAAAAUAGAGAGUUUACUAUAAUCACAAAAUUUCAAAGAAACUUUGAAAACCAAGAGCAAGUAAUUUUAAAAUUGAGAAGACAGUUAGAAGAGUACCAAGAAGUUAUAGUUAAUUUGAAAGAUUUGUUAAGUGAUGAAGUUGAUAGAAAUGAAGAACUGGUCAAGCAAUAG
Molecule: messenger RNA, 301 nt
Organism: Dentiscutata heterogama
Lineage: Eukaryota; Fungi; Glomeromycota; Glomeromycetes; Diversisporales; Gigasporaceae
Source: the annotation of a GenBank genome assembly